CCUCUCGGCCGCCAUUCAUCGAAGGCGGUGUUUACGAAGAUACGUUUCUCCAGCCAAUCAGCGCUCAGGCUGCUUCAGUCUUCUGAUUCUCUUGCGCGUGCUACUCUUCAGGGGUUCUGAAAGAUGGCCCAGAAGCUCCUCCUGAGGCUGUUCCAGUCCGUCCCUCUCAAGCACCUCUCUGUGCCGCUUCGAUCCCCACCUUCUUCACUGCUCUCCAGGGUGUCUGCUUUGUCAUGCCACACCGUCUUGUGUCGUUCCUUGCCCACCACUGCUGCACGUGCUGCAGCCACUAGGACAUUUUCCACUACUCAGGUCUUCAGAGACACCUUUAAUGUCCAGGAUGGGGAUGACUUCCAAGACAGAGUUUUGAAGAGUCAGAAGCCAGUGGUGGUAGACUUCCAUGCACAGUGGUGUGGCCCCUGCAAGAUCCUGGGGCCCAGACUAGAAAAGAUGGUGGCAAAGCAGAAGGGCAGAGUGCUGAUGGCAAAAGUGGACAUUGACGACCACACAGAUCUAGCCCUUGAAUAUGAGGUUUCGGCCGUGCCUACAGUCUUGGCUCUGAAGAACGGCAGCGUGGUGGAUAAAUUUGUGGGGAUUAAGGAUGAGGAUCAGCUGGAAGCCUUCCUCAAGAAACUCGUUGGGCCUUGAGCAAGCCGAGGACAGCAGUCACCCGAGGCCUCUUGCGUUUUGUCCUUCUUGUCUGUUUGCUUGGAGGGGACGUGUGGGUUGGAGGGAGUGGGCGCCAUCUUCUUCCCCCUUCCUUAUGAGGGGUGGGGGGAAGCAACACUCCCAGGAGGUUUGAGCGCGAUGGGAAGGCUGGUCAGUUGGUGGUGGAGGCAUGGCCCAAUGGCCAGUGGCAAGAAAGGUGGGACUCCUGCUGAGGGAGAGAAGUUUCCUUCUCCACCCUGACCCAGGCUAGAAUCAAUGUAGUUCAUAGCUGCUGCCGGUGAGGAGGGGGCAGAUUUUGUGCAGGAUUCUGUCACUCUGCUUUCUCUCUCAAAUAUUUUCCUGAAUCGAGUGCGGCGCUGGCUGAGGUAAAAGCACCUUCCUGGGGUCUCCUUUAAACUGGGCUGCUUCGCCUAGCUGCUUUGUGCAGCUGGGAGACCAGUUCAAAUGA
Messenger RNA from Gekko japonicus, 1117 nucleotides. RefSeq names its product thioredoxin 2 (gene TXN2). Gene Ontology annotation, biological process: cell redox homeostasis. The transcript has 4 exons. The coding region runs from base 124 to 648 and encodes 174 amino acids. Gene Ontology annotation, molecular function: protein-disulfide reductase activity. Gene Ontology annotation, cellular component: mitochondrion. Lineage: Eukaryota; Metazoa; Chordata; Lepidosauria; Squamata; Gekkonidae. The record is from RefSeq and is a predicted model, not a curated record.